Molecule: messenger RNA, 2638 nt
Organism: Salvia miltiorrhiza (redroot sage)
Lineage: Eukaryota; Viridiplantae; Streptophyta; Magnoliopsida; Lamiales; Lamiaceae
Product: autophagy-related protein 13b
Exons: 3
Coding region: 478-2346 (622 amino acids)
Biological process (GO): piecemeal microautophagy of the nucleus; autophagosome assembly; protein localization to phagophore assembly site
Cellular component (GO): Atg1/ULK1 kinase complex; phagophore assembly site; cytosol
Source: RefSeq, a predicted model, not a curated record
AACCUAAAAUCCAAAUCAAAAUCGGAAACCUUUUUACCCUUUCCUUUUCUUCUAGAAAAACUUGAUCAACUUCUCCUCCUUCUUCAUCGUCUCCUUAUCCAAGUCUUGCUCAUCUGCAAGUAAACCGCAGCACUAUACACUUAUGAGUUUAGGGCAAUUCUCUUCAUCUGCAUAAACAUAAGGUGUCAUAUAAAGAAGCCGCAGUGACAUGAACGGACGUAAAUACCCUCAAAGCCCCUUUUGAGUUCUUUACAAGCAAUCCAUUGAAGCAGUCGCUGUUGCCCCAACUCUCUCUCUCCUUUCAACACGAUCACACUUCGCCACAACGAAGUUUUGGAGGUUCAUCUCUCUUUUUACUAUCUGGUUACGAUAAUUUUGAAUCCCUUUAUGCUGAAGUUGUUGUAUUAGCUUAGAAUUCCUCCUUGGAGUGAAGUUGCUUUUAGGUUUAUUUGGGGAUUUUUGUUUUAUAAGAAAUCAAUGGCUUCUUAUCACGGUAACUCUCAUUCGGAACGUGCCAAAAUGGAACAGAUAAUCACAGAGUUUUUUGCGAAAAGCCUUCACAUAAUACUCGAGUCGCGUUGCCCUUACGUCUCUUCGCGUAAUUACAGCGGGGAGCAGGUUUUGUCCUCGCCGUCUCCGUCUUCUUCUUCGUCGUCGUCUUCGAGUGUUAGGCCUCGGGAUAAGUGGUUUAAUCUAGCGCUGAGGGAUUGCCCUGCUGCCUUAGAGAACAUAGAUUUUUGGCGGCAGAGUAAUCUUGAGCCCAUGAUAGUUGAUGUUAUACUUAUGCAGAGGCCCAUUGAUUGGGAUCCUUUGAAUUUCUCCCCUAAAACAGGCUUUGGGUGGAAUUCAUCGGGGAAGGAGCGGCACUACUAUGGCUCGGAUAAUGAGGAAUUUGGGUGUGAAGGGAAAAAUGAGAGGAUUAUUGAGAGAUGGGUUCUGCAAUAUGAGAGUAAGAAGAAUGGUGGUGGCUCUUCUGGGAGUAAGAAGAGGUCGAAUUGUACGAGCUCUCAUGCUUUGUACAAGAAGUCGAUACUGUUGUUGAGGUCACUGUAUGCGACAGUUAGGCUUUUGCCUGCUUAUAAGUUGUUCCGUGAUCUCACUUCAUCUGCUCAAAUUCGGCUGUAUAAUCUUGGCCAUCGAGUCUCAUCUUUUGUUGAGCCGUUCACCCGUAGAGAAGAGGCAGAUAUGCAGCGAUUUGUGUUUACUCCGGUUGACACUUCCUGUGGCAGGCUCUGCCUUUCGGUCCUGUAUCGAUCAUCAGUAGUGGAUAUGAGUUCGGAUCCUUCAACUCCUAUAUCACCGCAGUUCAUUCCAGAGUAUGUUGGGAGUCCCAUGGCAGAACCACUGAAAAGGUUUCCUUCUGGUUUCGUAUCUCAAGGCUCCCCUUCUUCGUCUCCAUUUGGAAGGCGGCAUAGUUGGAGUUAUGACUUGUAUAGAGCAUCACCACCUUCAGCUAACCCCUCACCUUCACCUUCGCCCACAUACUCCGAUUCUCAUGCCUCAUUAGCAAAACAGCGCUGUCGUCGUCUUCCUCCUCCAGGCUUGCCUCAGUAUUUACCUGAUGAGACACUUAUUGCUCAUAUGAAAAAUCCAAGUUAUGACGAGUAUUGGCCUUCCCCUGUGUUUUCACCAUCUCCAUCUCCAUCACCACCCACCUAUGUUCCCAAUAGUCAUAUAUCCAAAGCUCUUUUACGAUGUGAAAGUGCUCCUGUUAGUAUACCUGUGACUAGACUUUCUAGCAUGCCUUCACUGUCAAACAAACAACUGCUGCCCCCUUCACCUCCCAUGAAUGCUACUAUACUAACCACUGCUGAGAAAAUUGCACAUGCGGGGCCUCACCAGACAACCUCAACAGCUGAUAAGUUAUUCUCAUUGCGCAAGGAUAAGCCGCAGAAGAUAUCUGGGGUGAGACCAUCAUUGAAUAGCCACCCAUCAAAAUCAUUUUCUAGUAGGUUACCAUUUCAGGAUGAUUACAAUGAUGGACCAUUUGUUGUGGAUGACGACGAAUUACUAGAUCCAAGUUCCAGGUCAGGUUUGUUUGAGCUGCCAGGACAUCCAUCCCGGUCAAAUAGAUCACAAGAUGCUGCUGUCGGUGCUCUUGUUCGUAUGCUGAAGAAAGCACCACCUCUUCACCAGGAUACUUCUGGUACCACACUAGAUCUGCAAGGCCCCAAGCUUCAAGGCGCUACUGAAAUAUCCGAAGAGCCAAGAGCCCAGCAGUCUUCUGCUUCGAAUCUUGUGUCGUCGUCUAGGCUUGCGCUCGUCGCAUCCAAGACUACAGCGAAUGCUCUGGAGGAGCUCCAUGGCUACAGAAAAAUGAAAGAUUCAUUGCUUAAAUCAAAGUAAGUUCUGAGGUCUAGCAAUUGUCGUCUUUGCUAAGCGGUUCAUGCAAGUAUAGAUGAAGGCCAUCCCUAUAUAGUAAAGAUCUGUACAGAGUGUUUGCCAUGGUGGUUGUUUUUUUUUUUUUUUUUUUUUCUCAAGAUCUUGGUGAAAUUGAUCAUUUUCUGUCUGUACAUAUUUUGAGUGAAUGCUGUAUGAUUGACAGUGAGGCCAGAUUUGGUGUCUGAUCUAACUACAAGACUUGGGUAUAGAACUUCUUGUAAAGGUUGCCUAAGUUAUUGCAUUAUCUCUUGUACUC